Fusarium tjaetaba is the source of this 2601-nucleotide messenger RNA. Its product is annotated as 5 AMP-activated kinase subunit beta-2. Bases 1 to 2601 code for a protein of 866 amino acids. NCBI's taxonomy places the organism in Eukaryota, Fungi, Ascomycota, Sordariomycetes, Hypocreales, Nectriaceae. The record is from RefSeq and is a predicted model, not a curated record. Gene Ontology annotation, cellular component: nucleotide-activated protein kinase complex; cytoplasm; nucleus. Gene Ontology annotation, biological process: signal transduction. The transcript is spliced from 4 exons. Gene Ontology annotation, molecular function: protein kinase binding.
AUGGGCAGCUUCACUUUCAAGUGGGAGCAUCCCGCCGACGAGGUCUACGUGACGGGCACAUUCGACAACUGGACCAAGAGCGUUCAGCUCGAGAAGGAGGGCAAUGUGUUCUCCAAGACAGUCGACCUGAAGGAGCCCGAGGGCAAGAUUUACUACAAGCAUUUGAGACAAACAUUCGCAGUUCUUGAGUCAUAUACAGAUGGCGAGGAGAACCAUUGGCAUCAACAGCCAGCCUAUCUUGCGCGUUUGCUUCUCCGUAUUGCUCGAACGAGAUGGACGAAUAGCUGUUAUGACCGUGCCGCCCAGGAAUCCGUGCUUUUGCGCCCAUCGCUAUCGCAAUCUGCAGGGCUUUUUAAGCCUAAAGAGCUUGGAGGCGCAAGAGCGGUGGCUGCCGUAAUUCCAGCCCCCUGCCCAUGGCUUUUUUUUCUUGCAAGUUUGCUUCGCUGCCAGGAUCGGGGUCUGAACCCCUGGUUCAUUUCCCUGCCUGUCAUGUCAUGGGUUCUCUGCGACCCAUUAGCACCAACCAAAACCCCUCCGCCGUUUAGUAUGACGCAAGGCGACCACGAUCGCGACAGUUCUGGAAUGGAGUCUGCGAGCGGAGAGCGGUGGAAAGUCCGCUACACACAGCCCAUGUCAAGUCUCUGCCUGGUCAUACCAGUAGAAUUCUGUGGCUUCAUUGUUGACGGUAAUUGGAUCAUCAAUCAAUCAGCUCCCAACGAACCUGAUCUCGAGGGUAACGUCAACAACUUCAUCACUCCCGAUCAACUCAACGCCGAAACUCCCGGCGCCGCUAUACUUAACACUGUGACUCCUUCGUCCACAACCGCUGCGAUGGCUGCCGAACAACCUAUCGAGAACAAAUCCACAGAGCAGAAGCCUCUGGGUGAUGAGGUAACUAUCGAGCAUGUUACUAAUAACGGCAAUAUACUGACUUCCGAGAAGCCUGCCCAAGACGAGAAAUUGCCCCUCGAGACCCCUUCUGACAUUCCUGGUGGCUUCCCCGCUACACCUGCCAACGAGCUCGACAAGGUCAUUGGCAUCAACCCUCUCCCCGCUUCUGAGGGCCCCGGAAACCCUGUCAAGCUAGAGCCUGGCGAGAAGAUCCCCGACUCCAUCACCGCUCAAAGCACCGACAAAUACGUCAAGCUCGACAAGGAAUCGUACGAGAAGAGCGACGCUCUCCCUGGCAUCGAGACCGAGCUCCCCCCCGUAUCUUCCAACACUAUUCCCGAAUCCAGUCUGCCCAUUAUCGGCGCACAGGAUGUUCUCAUUAACUCCGCUGCUCCCACAGCUACUACUGCCGGCCUUGCUGCCGAGGUUCCGCUCGAAUCCAACGGUGCUUUCGUCCCCGAGGUUGUAAGAGAGAGCCAGGAGAAGGCUGGCGCUGUUACUGAGGCCAGCACUGACCCUACGGAGGUCAAGGAAAAGACCAUGGUCGAGGAAGAGCUCAAGGGAACCGUGCCCGAGGCACCUGCUACCUCGGUAGGAACCGCUGGUGUUGGUACCGAGAAGUCUGAGAACACGCCAGACACUAGCCUCGCCGCCCUGGCCGCUACUGCUGGUGGUGCUGUGAUUGCUGCUGGUCUUGCUGCCAAGGAGACAGUGGAGGAGAAGGCCGGCCCUGCGCUGAACAGCGCUGCUGACGCUAUUACUGAUACCGCCAACAAAAACUUGCCCGAUUCCGUCAAAGAGCAGCUUCCUGUUGCAGCCCAAGAGACCCUAGCCGCAAAGAACGAGGAGCAGAUUCGACAGGAAGUGUCCCCUGAGGUCCCCGCCGAGGUUAAGGAAUCUCUUGUCGAGGCCGGCAAGUCACCUGAAGCAGCUGCUAAUACUGCCGCUGUUGAGGACAAGAAGGAGGUAGAGAAGGAGCUUCUCAAGGAGGUCAAGCCUGUCACUGGCAUUUAUGACUCUGUUGUUGAGCAACCUAAAGAGGAACCAAAGCAGGUAUCUCCUGAGGUUCCUGUCGAGGUGAAGGACUCCAUUGCGGAGGCUGGCAAGAGUCCCGAAGCUGCUGCCAACACUGAGGCCGUUGAGGAAAAGAGGCUUGUCGAAGCUGAGCUUCUCAAAGAAGUUAAGCCUGCUGCAACCAUCGAUGAAACACCCAAGGUUGCUCCUGAAGUCCCCAACGAAGUCAAGGAGUCCAUCGUGGAGUCUGGCGAGCGUCCCGAGGCUGCUGCUAGCACAGAAGCUGUCGAGAACAAAAAGGAGGUUGAAGCUCAGCUUCUCAAAGAGGCCGAGCCUGUUCCUGCUGUCGACGAGGCCAAGCCCCAGGAGACUGAGUCUGCUGUUCCCGUUGUUGCUGCCCCUGCUGCUGCUCCUCUUGAGACAAAGGCUGUGGAAGCCAAGCCUGAUGCUGAGCCUGUGACCAAGCCCGAGGAGCCAAAGACCGAGGCUAAGACAGAAACCCCGACCGUUGGUAACGGCAGCUCAGCAACCGGCAAUGGCACUACAGCAACAGGAAAUGGCGUCAAGGCUACAGAGACCAAGGCCGCCACGCCAGCCAACGGCAGCAGCUCGACGGCCAGCGGUGAAAAGAAGAAGAAGCACAACCGACUCAGCUCAAUCUUCAGCAAGAUCAAGCACAAGCUUUCCGACAAAUAG